UGGAGGUCUCUGUGCGUGAUUGUAGAGAGGUACGCCAUUUCUUACCACUUUCCUCCUCUCUCCUCCUCUCCUCUCUCCCCUACUACUCAGAGACUGCAAUUCUGCAGCCUUUCUUCCACUCACUUUAACCCCCAUUGGGGUUUUACAAUUAUAUCAGAGGAGACUCUUCACUGCCUCACUCUUUCUCUCUCUCUGACUCUGUUUUCCCCGACAUCAACCUCUUCCUUCCCUCUUUUGGUAUAAAUUCCCCCAACCCCGUCUCCCUCUCUUCCUUCUCUCACCAACCCACCAAUCCUUGCCUCCUCUCCCCUCUUUUCCUUCUCUACCCCUUCCACUUCUGCACCCACUCCUAAAAUGGAGAUGGAGAUCUGCGCCAACUUGAUGGGACACUCCAAUCCCACCAGAGACCAAACUCCCAACGCCACUAAUCUUUCUUGCCCCAAUAACAUCUGGGACUUCAAUUCCUCCCGCUUCGACUUGGAUUGGGCCACUGCCAACUCUCUCUGCCCCGACACCACCCGAUCCCAACCCAUGUCCGCCCACGCCCUCUGGCUCCACCCACAUGACGCGGACGCCCGCCACCACCAGUUUCUCUACGCUGCCGAUCACCAGCGCGCCCAUUUCCACCCAGACCCCCACCUCAUGUGUUUGAAGCUCGGCAAGAGGCACUACUUCGAGGACGCCACUGCGCCGUCCGUCGUGGGAGGCUUCGCCACUGUGGGGAAGAGAGGGAAGGGUUUAUACGGUGGAGAUGGAGGGCCUUAUGGCCCAGUUCCGACGACCGUACCCCGGUGCCAAGUGGAGGGAUGCCAUGUGGCGCUGGUGAACGCGAAGGACUACCACCGUAGGCAUAGAGUGUGCGAGAUGCACUCGAAGGCUCCAAAAGUUGUGGUUGUAGGCUUAGAGCAGAGGUUCUGUCAGCAGUGUAGCAGGUUCCAUGUGAUUUCAGAGUUUGACGACUCAAAGAGGAGCUGUAGGAGGAGACUGGCAGGGCACAACGAGAGAAGAAGAAAGAGUUCUCAUGAAUCUGUGGCGGCAAGGAACUGCACCCAAGAAAACAAGUCUAUGACAGGUAACAUUGCAUACAUACCAUCGCCGACGGGACGUGCUCUCUCUCUUCUGUCAUCGAAGAAAGAAACAUGGGCGACCACAUCGGAGCUGUCGCUGAGGUCGAGUGCAGCACUCCGAGAAUUGAUAGCGGAGAAUCGCGCCGCCAUUCUCGCUCGUCAGCUGAUUCUGGACCGAGAUUGGCACUUGAACCACGCGGCGACGACGGAUGAUUUCGGAGGAGGCGGCGUUGGAUUCCAUCAGCAGCAGGGGUUGUAUUGCGAGCAGCAGCAACAACAGAGCUGGGAGGGGAUGAAUGAAAAUGGCGGUGCGCACGUGACGCUGGACCUGAUGCAGGCGCCUAGCACCGCGUUUGGGAUGCUGUCCGUGAGAGGGAAAUCGAAGGAAGAGGAGGAGGAAUGUUGCGAGUUAUGGAACUCCUUUCACGAUCACGAUUCGCACGUUGUUUAAAAGUAUAUUAUAAUUGUAGAUGUAUGUGUAGUCCUCGUAAGUGGAACCAUGAACAUUUGG
This is a messenger RNA of Cucurbita maxima (winter squash), 1578 nucleotides long. RefSeq names its product squamosa promoter-binding-like protein 7. Bases 355 to 1518 code for a protein of 387 amino acids. NCBI's taxonomy places the organism in Eukaryota, Viridiplantae, Streptophyta, Magnoliopsida, Cucurbitales, Cucurbitaceae. The transcript has 3 exons. The record is from RefSeq and is a predicted model, not a curated record. Gene Ontology annotation, cellular component: nucleus. Gene Ontology annotation, molecular function: DNA binding.